Brassica napus (rape) is the source of this 5036-nucleotide messenger RNA. RefSeq lists its product as uncharacterized. The coding region runs from base 2650 to 3459 and encodes 269 amino acids. Lineage: Eukaryota; Viridiplantae; Streptophyta; Magnoliopsida; Brassicales; Brassicaceae. The record is from RefSeq and is a predicted model, not a curated record. The transcript is spliced from 2 exons.
GUAAUAUUUUCACUUGCGUGAGUGUGUGUGUGUAUAUAAUAGAGUGAGUUGAUGGGGCUUGAGAGAGAGAGAAAGAAUAAAGAAAUGGAAUAAGGAGACGUGUUUCUCGUUGGUAUGUCGCAUGGCAGUCCAUGGACCAGGCCGAUCAGAACGUUCCAGACGUCCCAGUUGAGGUUCAUCCUUCCGAUCAGAUCAGACAGACCAAUCGGGCCGUGUACCGGUUCGACCCGCAAACGUCCGGAUUGGAGCUUCGUCCAAAUCUCCGACCAGAUGAUCGAACUGACCGAAUUGAAGCUCAUCUUUCCCGGCCAACUCGACAAGCCAAGACUGAUGGUCAAGCCAGAAUCAACUCUGAUUCAGACCAUGGCUUCUCUCUUUUGGCUCGUUUGGCUCGUAUUAUAUGUACCGACGACCGUGCUGAUGAUCUCUCUACCUUGUUCGAUCCGAUCAUGGACUUUUCCUUUGGAUAUUUUUCUAAGGCAAGGAUACUUAAGCUAUCAGAAGACUUGGGCUUUGUUGGAACGCAACUUGUCCGAUCAGAACGUCCCGCGGCCCUUCAUGAUCGUCCCGCCUAUGUACUGAUCCUUACCGCUUUGGACUUAGCCGGUUCGGAUGCAUCUGGACAGAAGCCGAACGGUCACUUUGACUAGUCUUCUCUCUUUAUUUCCGUGUAUUGACUAGAUCUAGAUCAAGAUCUACUUUUCUAUUUAAUGCCUAGACCUACAAAACUCUGUAAGUAUGUAAACUCUUCAUUUGGAAUAAUUAAUCGAUUUUGUCUAAAGCUUUUGAGUUAAACUCUUUGUUCUUUGUUUAGAACUUGUCUUGUUUCUUGGUGAGUCAUAUCCAAGCAAACACCCCUCAAACUCGUUGGUCUUGUGAGUCAUAUCAAGCAACGGUUCGAGAUUCUUCUUUUGGUGGUCUUGUGAGUCAUAUUAAGCACCAACUGAAGCCGAGGAAUAUCGAAGGUCAUUCCGCAACCUUCGUGCGACCCUUCAGUCCAUCUAGUUCUCCAUUCGGAGUUCAUAUCCAGAUCUGAUCCAUUCGAGUGAGCCGGUCUUAGGGUCCUUCAAGUGGUAUCAGAGCCGCUCGUUUGGUAUCUUCUAAAUCAUUCAUCUUUCUCAUCUUCCAUUUCUAAAUCAUAAACACUUCUUCUUCUAUCUAUCUUGAAUCUGGGCCCCUCAUUACCAUCCUCUAUCUAUAAAAAAAAGAUCUAUCUAUAUAAAAAAAAAAUUGAAAAGUUUUCGUUUGGGGAUUGGUGGUGGAAGAGAAAGUCUGCUGGCUGAGGAGAAAUCUAGCCUUUGAGGUGGUUAAAACGGAUUCCCAAAAUAAAAAAAUCUCUUAUCUUUCUCUCUUUAAAAAAUCCCUAGUGUUUGCUUGGAUUUUGUCCAUUGAGUUUCUUAGAUUUGUUCUUCUUUGAACUUUGAGUGAAAACUUGUUGUGUGAUCAUCCAAAUUCUGAGAGAAACACGUGUGUGGGUGAGGAUCAAACACUUGAGAGAGUGAGGAUUUUUAUCUAACGUUUUGUGUUUAAGAAAUUUCAGAAACUAUGAGUAAUGAUGAUGAACGGAACCGUCCCGGAAACUCAGUUGCUGGAUUGUCUAACCUUCAAAUGUGUGCCUUGAAUGAUUAUAUGUCUAACAUGUUGAACGCAGGUUUAUAUCAGAUCCACCAGAGGCUUGAUGAGAUUCAGGCCAGCAAAUCUCCUUCUAGAGCCGGAGCAAGAAGAGACCGUCCGCGUAGGAACACUCGGUCCGACGAUGAGAUCCGAGAGGAGGAUGAUCAAGAGAACGAGGCCAGAUCAGCAUACCGUCCAAGAAGAGGUCCUAGAACCCGAGAUUAAGGUGAUGUCAAUCCUUUUGCUAGAAAUGAACGUACUAAUGAUAGCUUAAGUGGAUUGAAACUAAAAAUCCCACCUUUUGAGGGUAAAAAUGAUCCUGAUGUUUUUCUUGAAUGGGAAAGAAAAAUUGAACAUGUCUUUGAUUGUCAAAACUUUUCUGAACUUAAGAAAGUUAGACUAGCUGUUACUGAAUUCUCUGGCUAUGCUAUUAAUUGGUAUGAUCAAGUUGUGACCCACAGGAGGAGAACAUGUGAGAGACCGAUUGAGACAUGGGAUGAGUUUUCCAUGCUGAUGAGGAGACGAUUUGUUCCAGCUCAUUAUCACCGAGACCUCCACCGGAAACUCAGGCGCUUGCUUCAAGGCACUAAGUCCGUGGAACACUACCACCAGGAGAUGGAAAAUUUGAUGAUCAAGGCCAAAGUAGACGAGCCCAUGGACGCCACUAUGGCAAGGUUCCUCUGUUCCCUUAACCGAGACAUCCAAGACUGUAUGGAGCUUCAAGAGUAUGGUAGUGUGGAACAGAUGCUACACAAGGCCAUCUUGAUCGAGCAACGAGUUAAGAGGAAGAGUUUCUCAAAGCCGGCCAUUACCUCUAAACCGGCCUACUCCCCUAAACCGGCCUUUGCUCCUAAGCCAAGCUAUCAAGACAAAGGUAAGUCUCCUUCCACAACAAAUAAUGCUUUUAAAACUGAUGUCCCUGCUCGUGAUGACAAAGGAAAGGCAGUGGAGGCUUUUAGCUGAACAAGAGACAUUAGGUGUUUCAAAUGUAAAGGUCUAGGACACUUUGCCAAAAACUGUCCUAACCAACGAGUGAUGAUUCUCAUGGAGAAUGGAGAAGUUGAAUCUGAGGAUGAACUGGAGGACAAAGAAGAUUUUGGUCCGAUCUUUGAUGAAGAGGACGAAUCCUUUGGAUAUCCGCAUCACGGGCCACUACUUGUUGCUAGGAAAGGCAUGGUCGAGUCUAUCUUCGAUGAGACGGACGGCCGCUUGGUCGAUGUUUCCGAUCCAGCCUUUGAUGAUAAGUCCGAUCCGAUCUAUGAUGAGGAGGCUUGCUUCGACUAUCCAGUUCAUGGUCCUCUACUUGUCACAAGAAGAUCUCUGAGUGUCCAACCCAAAACCAAUGAAAAGGAACAAAGGGAGAAUCUCUUUCAUUCUCGUUGCUUAGUUUCUGAAAAGGUUUGUUUUUUGAUUAUUGAUGGUGGGAGUUGUACUAAUGUUGCUAGUGACACUCUUGUCAGGAAACUAGGACUUGCUACUCGGCCUCUCUCUCGUCCUUUCAGGUUGGAAUGGCUAAACGAGGCUGGAAAACAAUAUGUGAAAGAGCAAGUUACUGUCCCUAUUACCAUUGGCCGAUAUAAGGACGAGGUCGUUUGCAAUAUCCCUCCUAUGGACGCAUGCCACAUUCUCUUAGGCCGGCCAUGGCAAUUUGAUAAGAGAGCCAUGCAUGAUGGCUUCACAAACCGACACUCCUUUGAUCAUAAAGGAAAGAAGAUCACGCUUGUUCCUUUGACACCUUUGGAGGUUCAUCAAGAUCAAAUCCAGCUCAAGAAGAGCCGUGACAAAGAACCUAAGCCAGAUGAACCUGAAUCAUCCCAACGGAACUCCAAUUUCUAUAUAAAGUAAAGUAAGGUCAAGAAAUCUCUUUACUCUCAAAAGCCAUUUCUUUUACUUGUGUACAAAGAAUCUCUUAUGGCUUCUUCUUCUGACCUUGCACCGGAGAUCCCGAGUGAACUUCUAGAUGUUUUGCAGGAGUAUUCUGAUGUCUUUCCAAAUGAGAAUCCUAAGGGAUUGCCACCAAUACGAGGCAUAGAACAUCAGAUAGACCUUGUUCCAAGCGCGUCUCUGCCAAACCGGCCAGCUUACCGUACCAAUCCGGUGGAGACCAAGGAACUUCAGAAACAGAUUGGUGACCUUCUGGAGAAAGGCUACAUCCGGGAAAGCCUCAGUCCUUGUGUUGUUCCUGUCCUUCUCGUGCCCAAAAAAGAUGGUUCUUGGCGCAUGUGUGUGGACUACCGUGCCAUCAACAACAUCACGGUAAAGUAUAGGCAUCCCAUCCCUAGGCUAGAUGAGUUGCAUGGAUCAUGUGUCUUUUCUAAAAUUAAUUCGAAAGUGGCUAUCACCAGAUUAGGAUGAAAGAAGGUGAUGAGUGGAAAACCGCAUUUAAAACCAAAUUAGGAUUGUAUGAAUGGCUUGUUAUGUCAUUUGGUCUUACUAAUGCACCUAGCACUUUCAUGCGUUUGAUGAAUCAUGUGUUGAGGUCUUUCAUUGGUCAUUUUGUUGUUGUCUACUUUGAUGACAUUCUUGUCUAUAGCAAAAACAUUGAAGAUCAUAAGAUGCAUCUAAAUUUCGUUCUUAAAGUUCUUAGAAAAGAAAAACUCUUUGCCAAUCUAGGUAAAUGCUCUUUUGGAACAAAUCACGUGGCGUUCUUAGGUUUUGUUGUAGGUGCUAAUGGACUUAGAGUAGACGAGGAGAAGAUCAAAGCCAUCCGAGACUGGCCGAGUCCAUCGACCGUGGGCGAGGUAAGGAGCUUUCAUGGUCUGGCCGGUUUCUAUAGACGGUUUGUUCCAGACUUCAGUUCCAUUGCUGCUCCACUGACUGAAGUGAUCAAGAAGAACGUCGGUUUCAAAUGGGAACAAGCCCAAGAAGAAGCUUUUCAGAUGUUAAAAGGGAAGUUGACUCAUGCUCCUUUACUUGUAUUUCCUGAUUUUUCUAAAAACUUUGAGAUUGAAUGUGAUGCUUCCGGAGUUGGGAUUGGUGCUGUCUUGAUGCAGGAUAGGAAACUCAUUGCUUACUUCAGUGAGAAGCUUGGAGGCGCCAUACUCAACUACCCCCACCUACGACCAGGAGCUAUAUGCUUUGGUGAGAGCUCUCCAAACGUGGCAACACUAUCUUUGGCCUAAGGAGUUUGUUAUCCACAAAGACCACCAGUCCUUGAGACAUCUUAAGGGUCAACAGAAGCUGAACAAGAGACACGCACGUUGGGUUAAGUUCUUUGAGAAAUUUCCUUAUGUUAUCAAAUACAAGCAAGGUAAGGAAAAUGUUGUGGCUGAUACUUUGUCCCGAAGGUACACUCUUCUUUCAGCCCUUGAGACGAAACUACUUGGCUUUGAAUUUAUCAAAGACUUGUAUGAGACUGAUCCGGAUUUCAAAGAAAUAUUUCAGAAGUGUUCCAAAGUGGUUUACGGAAAGUACUUUCAAAA